Hevea brasiliensis (rubber tree) is the source of this 4940-nucleotide messenger RNA. Its product is annotated as leucine--tRNA ligase, cytoplasmic. Gene Ontology annotation, biological process: leucyl-tRNA aminoacylation. NCBI's taxonomy places the organism in Eukaryota, Viridiplantae, Streptophyta, Magnoliopsida, Malpighiales, Euphorbiaceae. The record is from RefSeq and is a predicted model, not a curated record. The transcript has 3 exons. Gene Ontology annotation, molecular function: aminoacyl-tRNA deacylase activity; leucine-tRNA ligase activity; ATP binding. Bases 444 to 3704 code for a protein of 1086 amino acids.
CCCCAACUCUAAACUCUAAAUGAUGACGGGAAGCGAUUUCUGCCUUCAUCCGUCCCGUAGUAAUUCCUGCACGGAGUGGCAAAUUCGUAAUAAUAUCACCCAGAAGUAAAACCAAGUAACCAACGACGGAAUACGUAUAAAUAUUCGCGGGAAACAAACGAAUAAGAAUCCUCCUCAUCCUAAGACAUGCAGACCAAUAAAAACAAAGCUUCCUCAAACCCUCGUUGCUGUUCUUGUUAUUCUUCCAAAAACCAAAUCAAUUCCACUGCGUUUGAAACCCGCAAAUAAUAUACUCAUUGCCUUACUUUUCCCACAAUAAUGGGCUUUAAAUUUCUCUUUCUCACUCGCUGGCUCUUAAUUUGCUCAAGCACAAGUUGGAAGUAUUUCCUCCAACUGCCCUUUGCCGGUUGGUCGGGAACCAGAGUGCCCAUCAAUUUUGUGAAAUGGCAACAGACGGUGCAAAAAGUUUUGCGAGGAGGGACCGUCUCUUGGAGAUUGAGCAGAAGGUUCGAGGCUGGUGGGAGGAGAAAGAUGUUUUCAGGGCUGAACCUGGAAAAGAGCCUCCUAAACCAGAUGAGAAGUUCUUUGGCAACUUUCCAUUUCCUUACAUGAAUGGGUUUUUGCAUCUUGGACAUGCAUUCUCACUGUCCAAGCUUGAAUUUGCUGCUGCCUAUCAUAGAUUAAGGGGUGCGAAUGUGCUCUUGCCAUUUGCUUUUCACUGCACCGGUAUGCCCAUCAAGGCAUCAGCGGAUAAACUUCGUCGGGAGAUUCAGCAGUUUGGUGAUCCACCUGAUUUUGCCAAAGAAGAGGAUGAGCAAUUAAAAUCACAACCAGAACCUGAUGACGCACAUGGAAGUGUACCAGCAGAUAAGUUUAAGGGCAAAAAGUCAAAGGCUGCAUCAAAAUCGGGGGGACAAAUGUUCCAGUGGGAAAUUAUGCGUAGUUAUGGGCUUUCUGAUAGUGAGAUAUCAAAGUUCCAGGAUCCAUACGAAUGGCUGAGGUUCUUUCCUCCCUUAGCCAUGGAAGACCUUAAGGCAUUUGGCUUGGGUUGUGACUGGAGACGCUCCUUUGUCACUACAGAAGUAAACCCAUACUUUGAUUCUUUUGUGCAGUGGCAGAUGAGGAAAUUAAGAUCUAUGGGUAAGAUUGUCAAAGACGUGCGUUACACAAUUUACUCUCCCUUAGAUGGCCAACCAUGUGCAGAUCACGACAGGGCAAUUGGUGAAGGAGUGCAGCCUCAGGAAUACACUGUUGUUAAGAUGGAGGUGUUGCCACCUUUCCCCACCAAACUGGGGCCAUUAGAAGGGAAAAAGGUGUUUCUAGGUGCUGCUACGUUGAGACCUGAGACAAUGUAUGGACAAACAAAUGCCUGGGUCUUGCCUGAUGGUGAAUAUGGAGCUUUUGAAAUCAAUGAAACGGAUGUGUUCAUCAUCACAGAAAGAGCAGCCCUCAACCUUGCCUAUCAAAAUUUCUCAAGGUUCCCUCAGAAACCUAGCUGCUUGGUUGAGCUAAGUGGUUAUGAUUUGAUUGGUCUUCGCUUGAAGUCUCCACUUUCUUUCAAUGAGGUCAUAUAUGCUCUUCCUAUGCUCACUAUUCUGACAGACAAAGGCACUGGGAUAGUGACCAGUGUACCUAGCGAUGCCCCUGAUGAUUACAUGGCAUUGCAAGAUUUGAAAGUAAAACUAGCUUUCAGGGAAAAAUAUGGUGUGAAAGAUGAAUGGUUAAUGCCCUUUGAUAUUGUACCGAUUAUCAAUAUUCCAGAAUUUGGAGAUAGGGCAGCUGAAAAAGUUUGUCUGGAUCUGAAAAUUAAGAGCCAAAAUGAGAAAGAGAAACUUGCUGAAGCAAAGAGGUUAACCUACCUGAGAGGAUUCACAGAGGGGACAAUGCUUGUUGGAGAACUUGCAGGGAGAAAAGUCCAGGAAGCAAAGCCAUUGAUUGGGGCCAAGCUCAUUGAAACAGGUGAGGCGAUUAUGUAUAGCGAACCCGAGAAUAAGGUUGUAUCAAGGUCUGGUGAUGAAUGUGUUGUGGCACUUACUGAUCAAUGGUACAUUACAUAUGGGGAAGAAGAAUGGAAGAAGUUGGCUGAAGAAUGCUUAUCCAAUAUGAAUCUCUACUCUGAUGAGACACGGCAUGGCUUUGAGCACACAUUAAGCUGGUUAAAUCAGUGGGCUUGUUCACGAUCUUUUGGGCUUGGGACUCGCAUUCCCUGGGAUAAAGAUUUCCUUGUUGAAUCCUUGUCUGACUCCACAAUCUACAUGGCUUAUUACACUGUUGCCCAUCUGCUUCAUAAUGAUGACAUCUAUGGCACAAACAAGUCUCAUUCUGUUCAGCCUGCUCAAAUGACUGAUGAGGUCUGGAAUUUUAUCAUCUGCGGUGGUCCAUACCCCAAAUCAUCUACUAUAUCUUCAUCCAUACUUGACAAGAUGAAGCAGGAAUUUGAAUAUUGGUACCCAUUUGAUCUUCGAGUUUCUGGUAAGGACCUCAUACAGAAUCAUUUGACAUUCAGCAUUUACAACCAUACAGCAAUCAUGCAGAAGCACCACUGGCCUCGUGGAUUUAGGUGUAAUGGGCACAUUAUGCUCAAUUCUGAAAAGAUGAGCAAGUCUACAGGAAAUUUUAGGACAAUCCGCCAGGCUAUUGAGGAAUUCUCUGCCGAUGCAACUAGAUUCUCUCUCGCUGAUGCUGGGGAUGGUGUUGAUGAUGCGAACUUCGUAUUUGAAACUUCAAAUGCUGCAAUCCUCCGCCUCACUAAAGAGAUUUCAUGGAUGGAAGAGAUUCUAGCUGCGGAAUCAUCUCUGAGAACAGGUCCCCCAUCUACUUAUGCUGAUCAAGUGUUUGUAAAUGAGAUAAAUAUUGCAGUCAGAAUGACCGAGAAAAACUACCGGGAUUACAUGUUUAGAGAAGCUCUGAAAACUGGAUUUUAUGAUUUGCAAGCUGCCAGAGAUGAGUACAGGUUCUCAUGUGGCAGUGGGGGCAUGAACCGUGACUUGGUAUGGCGAUUUAUGGAUGUUCAGACUCGGCUUCUUACUCCUAUCUGUCCACACUAUGCAGAAUAUGUUUGGAGAGAGCUUUUGAAGAAGGAUGGAUUUGUGGUGAAUUCAGGCUGGCCGACAGCUAAUUCUCCUGAUCUAACUUUGAAGGCUGCCAACAAGUACUUGCAGGACUCAAUUGCUCUGAUGAGGAAGCUGCUUCAAAAACAACUCCUAGGUUCAAAGAAGGCCAAUAAGGAUGGAGCUCCAGUUGCAACGCUGACUGAAGACAAGAUAACAGGUUUAAUAUAUGUGAACGAGCAAUUUAAUGGAUGGAAGGCAGAAUGCUUGAGGAUACUUCAAAGCAAAUUUGACCACAAGACCUGUGCUUUUGCCCCUGAUGAAGAGAUAAUGGAGGCACUAAAGAAUAGUUCUAUUGGCCAGGCCACAAAUUUUAAAGAUAUGCAAAAAUUUUGUAUGCCUUUCUUGAGGUUCAAGAAGGAUGAGGCCAUUGCACUUGGGGCUAAGGCCUUGGAUCUGAGGCUACCUUUUGGAGAGAUUGAGAUCCUUCAGGAGAACUUGGACUUGAUUAAGAGACAAAUUGGUCUUGAAGAGGUGGAAGUAUUGUCUGUGGCUGACCCUGAUUCGUUUGCUAAAGCUGGUUCUUAUGUGUCACUGCUGAAUCAGAAUCCUCCUUCUCCUGGUGACCCAACUGCAAUCUUCUUGAUCAGAUAACUAUCUGAUGGGUUGAUCCCCAUAGAAGCUCAAUAAUCGUUAAGUCUCGUGCAGUGUUGAGAUUUGUCAGAUUCCAAACGGGAAUACCUGAUAAUUAUGCUUUUCUGCACUGGUGCUCUGGUGCUUCAAUAAAGGAUGCAUGAUGCAUCUUUCAACUCCAACUGUCACCUGCCAUUUUUUACAUGGUGUAGUAGUGAUUCUGUUUGUCCAACUUCACUGUAGGCUUUAUUGGUAUUGGUCUUGGUCUUGUCUGAACGUGCUUUGCGGACAGCUUCCUGGAUUUGUUUCUCGUGCUGUUUGAGCAUCUCAUCAAUGUUUCCUCCUGCAGUCAUCAAUGGUCCGGAGUAAUGCAUCUGACCUUUCUUUUGAAAGUAACCCUGAGGUGACAAGCAAAUGCAAAGUGGUAAGUAUAAAACUCCAAAAUCUCAAAGGCAAGACAGAUAAAAAGACACAAGGCAAAUAGCUGUGCUGUUUAAAAAAAUUGUGAAAAUUGUUGGGUUUUAAACUGCACAGUUUGAAGUUAUGCGAAUUUUAUAUAUGUGAUCUGAAAUUGAAUUUGUAAGUCCAGUUCCAAGAGAAAGUAUAUUAGAAGUCAGGGCCAUUGUGGCCUUUUUUUCAACUUCAACUGAAUCAAACAGGAACAGUGCUGAGAACAAGAGCAUAAGAUUGAAGUACACAUAUACUAUUUCAGAAAUUCCCUUACCGUUGCAGACUCUAAACCAGAUGGCCGACCCUCCUUGUUUGAGAACUUUGGCCUACUCAGUAAAUGGUGGGAGGAAUCAUCCAGGUGGUUAUAUCGUGGAUCAAAACGAUCCUCUUUCCAGUGUGGAUUCACUGUAGUUGCACAGCUGCUAUCCAAUUGUGAACUGCCUCUAACUGCAACAGAAUUAGAAAAUCUGGACAAAUGGGCUGCUCCCCGAUGAAUGAAAGAUCUCUGAGUUCUUGGCUCUUCGGUAUUCCUAGGAGAAACAAAUGCUUGGCUGGGAGCUCCAAGAGUCUCACUUUCAUUAACAUUCAUACCACGUGACGAUCCAAAGUUUGUAGGAUGCAUGGACUGCCCUGAAUGGGAGUAGACAUGUUUUGCUGUUCCUUCAGGAGGCUCAACAGGUAAGUCAGAACCAUCUUCUUGGGGAUUGUACUGUUCACUGAUGCUUUUAGGUUUAGACUGCCCUUUUCGCUUCUGUAUUGACAUGAAACAUAGAUAAUUCAUGAACCAGAAAACUAAUUCUUCAUAAA